This is a messenger RNA of Oppiella nova, 306 nucleotides long. The record is from the annotation of a GenBank genome assembly. NCBI's taxonomy places the organism in Eukaryota, Metazoa, Arthropoda, Arachnida, Sarcoptiformes, Oppiidae.
UUGGGAGAGAAUAUUGCGGACAACGGAGGCCUCAGAGAGUCGUUCCGCGCGUUUCAGACGUACGUCAAGACAUACGGAGAACCACUACGACUGCCAUAUGUCUCGCAAUACACACCACAACAGCUCUAUUUCCUCUCAUACGCGUCCAUUAAAUGCAAUCUAAUACGAAAAACAGCAUUAGACGUACAAAUUACUAGCGAAGUCCAUACUCCAGGCAAAUACCGAGUUAACGUUCCUCUAUCUAACUUUCAGCCCUUUUCCGAUGCUUUCAAUUGUAAAUCUAAUUCUCCAAUGAAUAGGAAAGAC